UUCAGAUUCAAACACUGGGUUUUAGUAUUCGGAUUUGUAUAAAAAAGCCCAAUAAAAUUUGCCAGAAGUUAAAAUCACGCAAAUCCUAUUUAAAACAGAGAAACCCCAACUCGACUUGAAUCGCCUCAGCUCAAACCAGCGGAUAUGGCUACCGAAGAGGAAUCGAUAGAGCAAGCAGCUGCGUCACGUCGAGAGAGGCUUAAAGCUCUUAAAGCAGCUCAGGAGCUGUUGAAUGCCCCAGAUGAAGAUUCUUCUCAAGCUGCUGAGAAUCAAACGGAUGAUACUAAUGAAGAAAAUAACCCCAGUAUGAAGUUUCGAAAUUAUGUACCUCAUGAUAAACAGCUUCAGGAGGGAAAGGUUGCUCCCCCAGUGCUGCCGAAAUUUGAAGACCCUGUUGCAGCAGCACCUCCAGCAUCUGAAGAAAAAGAGGAUCCAUUUGUCAACAUUGCUCCCAAGAAACCGAACUGGGAUCUUCGAAGGGAUGUGCAGAAGAAGCUCGAUAAGCUUGAAAGGCGUACACAGAAGGCUAUUUUCAAACUUAUGGAGCAACAAGAACAAGAAAAACAGUUGGAUGAAGGAGGAAACGCCAUUGAAGAAUAGAAACUUGGUAUUGAAGUCGAACACUUGUCAGAUCACUCCGGUCAUUAACGUACUGAGAAUGAAUGUUUGUCCAAUGAAGCAGUGAAACAGUUGUAAGGUUGCAUUUUUGUUAUUCAAUAGUGUGAAAUGGCCAACUAGAAAAAGAAAAUGUUCAAAUCAUUCUGAGACUGAAAUAUAAUGUUCAGUUUAUGCCCCUGAUGGUACAUUUCUAACUUAGUUGUAUGAUCCAUGUUUGCCUAAUCUUUUUUCUUCACCAGAAUUCUGAAAUUGUAGCAAACACGAUUUGUGUUUCGAAUUACUUUCCGAGGAUCGAGCUUUAGACAAUUUUUUUUUUAAAUUGAUGCUAAUUUGUGUUGGA
Gossypium raimondii (Peruvian cotton) is the source of this 958-nucleotide messenger RNA. RefSeq lists its product as uncharacterized. The record is from RefSeq and is a predicted model, not a curated record. Gene Ontology annotation, cellular component: U2-type spliceosomal complex; post-mRNA release spliceosomal complex. The transcript is spliced from 4 exons. The coding region runs from base 145 to 600 and encodes 151 amino acids. NCBI's taxonomy places the organism in Eukaryota, Viridiplantae, Streptophyta, Magnoliopsida, Malvales, Malvaceae.